AUGUCUCUGUCGCUCGUCUUGCGUCGCACAUCUCGCCCUUGCCGCUUCCUAGGUGGACGCUAUACCGUAUCCUCCGCGUACUCCACUUCAACCGCAUCCACGACGCACUUUGGUUUCCAGCAAGUACCAGAAGCGGACAAGGAACAGAUGGUCGCGUCGGUCUUCCAUAAUGUGGCUCAACGGUACGACAUCAUGAACGACUUUAUGAGUGGCGGGAUGCAUCGCCUAUGGAAGGACUCGUUCGUGGAGACACUGCACCCGGUGGGUCCUUUACAGUGUCUGGACAUGGCAGGAGGGACCGGAGACAUUGCGUUUCGCAUUGCAGAGCAGCUGACCAAGACUUCAGAAGGCACUUCAGGGUCCCAGAUCACUGUAUGUGAUAUCAACUCGUCCAUGCUUCAGGUGGGCGAGGAACGGGCAGCAAAAGUGCUGCCACACGUGGACCAGUCACUCUUCCGAUGGGUAGAAGGCAACGCGGAACGCUUGGACUUUGACGACAAUUCCUUUGAUGUCUACACAAUUGUAUUCGGCAUUCGGAAUGUCACGCAUGUUGAUCGUGCUAUCAAAGAGGCGUUCCGAGUGCUCAAGCCGGGAGGUCGUUUCAUGUGCAUGGAGUUCAGUCAAGUGCCGAACUCGUUCCUUCGCGAGGUUUACGACGCUUACUCGUUCAAUGUGAUCCCGUUGCUGGGCGAGAAAGUUGCCAACGACCGUGCAUCGUACCAGUACCUUGUCGAAAGUAUCCGUCAAUUUCCGCCGCAGGAAGAGUUUAAGGCGAUGAUUGAGGACGCGGGCUUUAAACGCGUGACUUACACGAACUUCACAUUCGGUGUCACUGCAAUACACUCUGGUUUCAAGUUCUAG
Messenger RNA from Peronospora matthiolae, 861 nucleotides. NCBI's taxonomy places the organism in Eukaryota, Oomycota, Peronosporomycetes, Peronosporales, Peronosporaceae. The record is from the annotation of a GenBank genome assembly.